Penicillium paradoxum is the source of this 702-nucleotide messenger RNA. Its product is annotated as sugar O-acetyltransferase. The record is from RefSeq and is a predicted model, not a curated record. NCBI's taxonomy places the organism in Eukaryota, Fungi, Ascomycota, Eurotiomycetes, Eurotiales, Aspergillaceae. Gene Ontology annotation, molecular function: acetyltransferase activity. The transcript has 3 exons. Bases 1 to 702 code for a protein of 233 amino acids.
AUGGCUGCGACCGAGAAACGCCCCGAGAUCAUCGAGCUCGCUCGAGGACUGGCACGAGUGCCUAUGUGUGAGGACUAUGAGCGUAUGAUAUCUGGAAUGAUGUAUAAUCCUAACAUUGCAAAACUGCAAGAGGCACGGCAUCUGUGUCGUGGACUGGCUGCGGAUUACAACAACCUGGACACCAAGACUGUGACAUAUGACCAGAUCGGCGGCAAGCGUCUAGAGCUAUUGCGGAAACUCGUCGGUAAAGUGGGAGAUGGAACGUUUAUUGAACCACCAUUUCUGCCCGACUACGGAUGCAAUACUGUGAUCGGAAAGGAUUGCUUCUUCAACUGGAAUGUGACUAUCUUGGACACCAGCCUAGUUGUCAUUGGCAAUCGUGUGCAGAUUGGCACUGGCGUUAGCAUCAUCACGGCUGGUCAUGAUACCAGCAUUCUUUCUCGCCGCAAGUUCGUUGAGUUCGGCCAUCCGAUCUUUAUCGAAGACGACUGUUGGAUUGGAAGUAAUGUCAUUAUUCUUCCCGGGGUUCGCAUCGGCCAAGGUUCAACAAUUGGAGCCGGGUCCGUUGUCACCAGGGAUAUCCCGCCAUUUUCUGUCGCUGUCGGGACCCCUUGUCGCGUGAAGAAAACAAUUCCUUCGGCAGAAGAAGAAGAGCAAGAUCCCAACAAUCAGUACCGCAGCCUAGUUCGUGAGGACCGAUGA